Scomber japonicus (chub mackerel) is the source of this 1342-nucleotide messenger RNA. Its product is annotated as protein lifeguard 1. Gene Ontology annotation, cellular component: endoplasmic reticulum; Golgi apparatus; membrane. The record is from RefSeq and is a predicted model, not a curated record. NCBI's taxonomy places the organism in Eukaryota, Metazoa, Chordata, Actinopteri, Scombriformes, Scombridae. The transcript has 6 exons. Gene Ontology annotation, biological process: negative regulation of apoptotic signaling pathway. The coding region runs from base 23 to 913 and encodes 296 amino acids.
AGCAGAAGAAGUCUCUUCCAGCAUGUCGGACACAGCGGACGCCCCCCCAUCCACAGAGACGCAGCAAACAGCUGUUCCUGAUGUGUCCCCACAGCCACCGCCUUACUACUACCAAGACGAGCCUCCACCUUACUCUGCUGCAAUGUAUCCUGCAGCCAAAAUAGAUACGACUCACACGUACCAGCCUACCUCAGGAUACGAGUCCUUCCGUGAUAUAAACCCAGAGCUCAUGGCGGACACAUCGCCACUUGUUGAGUCUUCUUCCUUUGAGGACAAGUCAGUGAGGAUGGGCUUUGUUAGAAAGGUGUUCAGCAUCCUCACCCUCCAGCUGCUGUUCACCUUCAGCGUUGUGUGUGUGUUCACCUUCUCCACCGCCGUCAAAAAGGCGGUGCAGGAGAACCUUUGGGUCUACCUCAGCUCCUUCAUCGUGUUCGCCGUGGUUGCCAUCGCCCUCAGCUGCUUCAAGUCCUUCAGCCGACGUCACCCCUGGAACAUCGUGGGGCUGGCCGUGGUGACCUUGAGUCUGUCUUACAUGGUGGGAACCGUCGCUUCCUUCCACAACACCACCGCUGUCGUCAUAACGAUGGGAGUAACGAUAGCCAUUUCCUUUGCAAUCAUCGCCUUCUCAGCACAGACUCGUUAUGAUUUCACUAUCUUUUACGGUGUUCUUCUGAUUCUGGCUGUGGACGUUAUCAUGUUUGGCUUCUUCUGCACCUUUUACUACUCCUACAUCGCUGACGUCGCCUACGGAUGUCUGGGAGCUCUGCUGUAUUCACUGUUCCUGAUGAUCGACUGUCAGCUGAUGAUGGGGAUGAUGAGUUACCGUCUGGAUCCGGAGGAAUACGUCAACGCCGCUCUGAUGAUCUACCUCGACAUAGUCCUGAUCUUCCUCUACCUCCUGGGGAGGAGGUGAAAAACAAAACAACACCAUCACACCUACAGAGACUCCAAACUGUCUUUUUAUUUUGUAUAUAUUGUAACCUCAUCCUGUUUUACGUGACAAUGAAUGAAUGAUGAUCAAUGGUUUGUUUUUUCUGUUACAGAAUAUUGUCUUUGUCUCAAUUUUACAUGAAUAAAAAUGUAUUAAAAACUUUAUUCUUUUUUUGCAAUGCCUGUUAACCCAUACAAAAACCUGACACUUAUUCACAUUCACAAAAACAUUCUAGUUUUCCUUUUUUUUUAAUAAGACACACAUUUGAGAAAUAACGUCAAUCCAGCCUCGAUGAAGUUUUAAAUCAUUUUGUGUCAUUAAAGUCAGACACUGAUAAUGAAAUAGAUCCAUAAGGCACCAAAUCAGAAAACCCAAAUGCUAUGAAUGUUCUUGAAGGCAGCAUGCAGUACA